Molecule: messenger RNA, 467 nt
Organism: Penaeus monodon (black tiger shrimp)
Lineage: Eukaryota; Metazoa; Arthropoda; Malacostraca; Decapoda; Penaeidae
Product: pro-resilin-like
Exons: 3
Coding region: 62-412 (116 amino acids)
Cellular component (GO): extracellular matrix
Source: RefSeq, a predicted model, not a curated record
GAAUAUGGUAUAAAAGGUACUUCGGAAGUGACUACAGUAUCACACCUCAUCUAUCUUAAUCAUGUUCACCAAGACUGUUGUUGCCCUCGCCCUCGUGGCUGUUGCUGCCUCUGCUCCUUCUCAACCAGCCUAUGGAUAUGCUCCUCAGCCAGCCUAUGAGGUCCCUGCCAAGUACGACUUCAACUAUGCAGUGAAGGACGACUACUCCGGCAACGACUUUGGUCAUCAGGAAGCUCGCGACGGUUACGAUACUCAGGGUUCUUACUACGUUCUCCUUCCCGACGGUCGUCUGCAGAAGGUCGCCUACACUGUCAACGGUGACUCCGGUUACGUGGCCGAGGUCAGCUACGAGGGUGAGGCCCAGUACCCUGAGUACAAACCUGCAUACAAGCCUGCCCCUGCCUACGCCUAGAUGAACAUUUAGUGACUAUUUAUAAUGGAUAUUUAUUAAAAUGAGAGUCUACUAA